ACGAGGAGUGCAAUCUUCCUCUUUUGGAUAGAGCUCAUCUAACAGCUACCUCUUCCUUGCCUGAGAGAGGCCCAAAGAAUGCCAGGUUAAAUGGUGGAUCCUAGCAAGUAGCCUGGAGAAUAUCUUAUAAAUGAGAUAUCUUGAAAAAAAAAUUAUUUUUAUAAUCAGAGAUAAUUUAAGGGUGUACCGACUGCGAUCCCAGACCAGCCAAAGACUAUUGGGAUAUAUAAACUGUGAUUAAAUAAGUUGAAUGCUUAAGCUUGGCACAAACAUUUUGAAAAUGUCGACGGCCGUUCGUUGGGCGUUUAAUUGGAAAGAGUGGAGUCCGGAUCGGAAGGAGUUUGAACAUGCGAUUUCUUGCGUACAGAGCGACGAGAAAGAGAGACUAGGGAAGUUUGUAUUUCGUAAAGAUGUAAGGUCUUCUCUCGCAGGCAGACUGUUAAUGAGAAAAUUCGUUAAUGAAUACACGGGACUCCCAUAUGACGAAAUAACUUUCAUCAGAGAUGAGCAUAACAGGCCGCAGUUGAAAGAUAACGCCGCUAUUGUAAGUUUUAAUGUCUCUCAUCAAGGCUCCUAUACAGUCUUAGCGGGUGAAACUAGAGAUGUAAAAUUAGGUGUGGAUGUGAUGGCCUUAGAGUAUACUGGCGGCAAAAGCAUCUCCGAAUUUUUUCGUAUAAUGAACAGAAAUUUCUCGACGGCCGAAUGGACGGAGAUCAAAGGCUCCGUUCCGGGAAAGUCGGAAAUGGAACAGAUAUCUAUGUUUUGUAGACACUGGGCGUUGAAAGAGAGCUAUGUUAAAGCGCUCGGUGUGGGAAUUGUCGUUGACUUAAGAAAUAUAGACUUUCGGACAAAUUCGGAGUUGAGUAAAGACUCGGUUACAACUGAUACAGUCCUGUAUGUCGACGGCGUUAAGCAAAAUUGGUUGUUUGAGGAAACUUUACUCGAUUCACAACACUGUGUUGCUGUGGCAUUGCAAGAAAAUGACAAAACACUGUCGCAUAACACCACGUUUGAGUUAAUAGAUUACGAUAAACUUAUGACGCACUCGGUUCCACUCUUUCCGAUAGAUCCACCAUACACGACGCAAUAUUUCGCUAAAUCAGAAAAGCCAUAGCUUCUUUAAUUUACUUCUAAAAUAAGAUCGCGACACGCAUGACAAAUGUCUCUUCCUCAUAUCUAUGGUAAAAGAUGGAUAUUGCACAUUGUAUACAAGUUUAACCGCAAGCCAAUAAAGCACUAAGCACUA
This is a messenger RNA of Harpegnathos saltator (Jerdon's jumping ant), 1246 nucleotides long. RefSeq names its product L-aminoadipate-semialdehyde dehydrogenase-phosphopantetheinyl transferase. Gene Ontology annotation, cellular component: cytosol. Gene Ontology annotation, molecular function: holo-[acyl-carrier-protein] synthase activity; magnesium ion binding. NCBI's taxonomy places the organism in Eukaryota, Metazoa, Arthropoda, Insecta, Hymenoptera, Formicidae. The transcript is spliced from 2 exons. The record is from RefSeq and is a predicted model, not a curated record. The coding region runs from base 251 to 1114 and encodes 287 amino acids.